CAUGGUGGUCACCUCUGCCUCACUAGUCCACAACAGAGUGAGUAUUAAUCGUUCUUCAAGAUCAGGAUAAGCUUUUUCCUUCUGCUUCAUCCCCUUCCAUGGCCGCACCUUCCCUCUCCUCCGCUCUCAACUCCCUCUCCUCUCUAUCCCUCUCCACCUCCUCCCGCUUCUCUCUCCUCCCUCCACCCUCCCUCCUCUCCAAACCUCUCCCCCUCCUCUUCGCAACCACCACCCUCAAAUCCAAACCCUCCGACGACAUUGACACAUCGUUCUUCGACAACAUCAACCCGCAAGACGACAUCACAUUCAACCCUCCGGAGCCCCCGGAGGGCUUCGUGGCGCCUCCGUCCUUCGACGACGGCCCCCUGGAGACUGAGGACGAAAUCGCCGCAGCCUACGAGGAGCUCUACGGCCCCGGCUACAGCGGCGUCUCGGUCCUCGGCAACGACGUGUACGUGAUGGACGCGAAGGUGAAGAAGGAGACCGGGUUCGGGUCCGGCGCUAAGAAGGAGAAGGUGAGGGAUGGGUUCGAGGAGAGGGUGGUGCAGGUCAGGAGGGUCACCAAGGUCGUCAAGGGAGGGAAGCAGCUCAGGUUUCGGGCCGUCGUUGUCGUCGGCGACAAGAAGGGCUCAGUGGGCGUCGGAGUUGGCAAGGCCAAGGAAGUCAUUGCCGCGGUUCAGAAGUCCGCCGUCAAUGCCAGGAGGAACAUCAUCAAGGUUCCUAUGACUAAGUACUCCACUUUUCCCCAUAGAGCUGACGGAGAUUAUGGAGCGGCAAAGGUGAUGCUUAGACCUGCAUCUCCGGGUACUGGAGUUAUUGCUGGUGGGUCAGUGAGAAUUGUUCUUGAAAUGGCUGGAGUUGAGAAUGCUUUGGGAAAACAACUAGGGAGUAAUAAUGCACUCAACAAUGCCAGAGCAACCGUUGUUGCUGUGCAGAAAAUGAAGCAGUUUCGUGAGGUUGCUGAGGAGCGUGGGAUUCCAAUGGAAGAAUUGUGGAAGUAAUGAAAUUUGUGAAGGCAAUGUAAUUUUUAGAUGUCAAUCUUUGUGAUAUAGAGCCGGUCAUAGUCCUGUUAAGGAAGUGAAAACAUUGUUUCAAUUUUUGUUGAAAGUUUUAUGAAAGUGAACAGUUUCUUCAAAAAGCUACUUGUUCAAACUAAAUAUAUUCUUUACCUGCCAGUUUGAUUUGUAUUUAUGGUCGUCCAAUUUAUGCUUGGUUAAAUCAAUGUCGAUGAUUCAAUUA
Glycine soja is the source of this 1239-nucleotide messenger RNA. Its product is annotated as 30S ribosomal protein S5, chloroplastic-like. Gene Ontology annotation, biological process: translation. NCBI's taxonomy places the organism in Eukaryota, Viridiplantae, Streptophyta, Magnoliopsida, Fabales, Fabaceae. Bases 99 to 1001 code for a protein of 300 amino acids. The record is from RefSeq and is a predicted model, not a curated record. Gene Ontology annotation, molecular function: RNA binding; structural constituent of ribosome. The transcript has 2 exons. Gene Ontology annotation, cellular component: ribosome; mitochondrial small ribosomal subunit.